GGAUGCGCUGAGGCCGCUCCGCCCGGCCCGGCCCGGCCUCGGCAUGUCGGGCAGCCGCCCGCCGCACCCCGCCGCGCCGCCCGCCGCCACACCGGCCUCCUCCUCCUCCUCCUCGUCCUCCUCCUCCUCGGCGGCUAUGGCGCCCGGCUCUUCCUCGUCGGGCGGCGCGGCGGCGCGGCCCGUGCUGGUGGCGGCCGCGGUGUCGGGGUCGGGCGCGGGGCUGGCCCGGCUGGCGGCGGGGGCGGCGCGGCCCGGCGGCUCCUCCGCCGCGCCGGGGGGCGGCGGCAGGAAGAGGCCGCUGCUCACCCCGCUCUGCAACGGGCUCAUCAACUCCUACGAGGACAAGAGCAACGACUUCGUGUGCCCCAUCUGUUUUGAUAUGAUUGAAGAAGCCUACAUGACGAAAUGUGGACACAGCUUCUGCUAUAAAUGUAUUCACCAGAGCUUGGAGGACAACAACAGAUGUCCCAAAUGCAACUAUGUGGUGGACAACAUAGAUCAUCUUUAUCCCAACUUCUUAGUCAAUGAACUUAUUCUUAAACAGAAGCAAAGAUCUGAGGAGAAAAGACUCAAACUGGACCAUUCAGUGAGUAGCACCAAUGGCCACAGGUGGCAGAUAAUUCAAGAUUUGUUGGGAACAGAUCAAGACAAUCUUGACUUGGCCAAUGUCAACCUGAUGCUGGAGCUGCUGGUGCAAAAGAAGAAGCAGUUGGAAGCAGAAUCCCAUGCUGCCCAAUUGCAGAUCCUUAUGGAAUUUCUCAAAGUUGCCAGGAGAAACAAACGAGAGCAAUUGGAGCAGAUCCAGAAGGAGCUAAGUGUUCUGGAAGAAGAUAUUAAACGAGUAGAGGAGAUGAGUGGCUUGUACUCCCCGGUCAGUGAGGACAGCACGGUGCCACAGUUUGAGGCUCCCUCACCGUCACACAGUAGUAUUAUUGACUCCACGGAGUACAGCCAGCCUCCAGGCUUCAGUGGCAGUUCCCAGACCAAAAAGCAGCCGUGGUAUAACAGCACACUCGCCUCGCGACGCAAGCGCCUCACAGCUCAUUUUGAGGACCUAGAGCAGUGCUAUUUUUCCACCAGGAUGACUCGUGUCUCAGAUGACAGCAGAACCACCAGCCAGCUGGAUGAGUUUCAGGAGUGUCUGUCCAAGUUCACACGCUACAAUUCUGUCCGACCCCUGGCAACGCUGUCCUACGCCAGUGACCUCUACAAUGGCUCCAGCAUAGUGUCCAGUAUUGAGUUCGACCGAGACUGUGACUACUUUGCCAUCGCCGGGGUGACAAAGAAGAUUAAAGUCUACGAGUAUGGUACAGUCAUUCAGGACGCGGUGGAUAUUCACUACCCUGAGAAUGAAAUGACCUGUAAUUCCAAAAUCAGCUGUAUCAGCUGGAGUAGUUACCACAAGAACCUGCUCGCCAGCAGUGACUAUGAAGGCACUGUCAUCCUUUGGGAUGGAUUCACAGGACAAAGAUCCAAGGUCUACCAGGAGCAUGAGAAAAGGUGCUGGAGUGUUGACUUUAACUUGAUGGACCCAAAGCUUUUGGCUUCAGGCUCUGACGAUGCCAAAGUGAAACUGUGGUCUACCAAUUUGGACAACUCAGUAGCAAGCAUCGAGGCCAAGGCUAAUGUGUGUUGUGUCAAAUUCAGCCCCUCUUCAAGGUAUCACCUAGCUUUUGGCUGUGCAGAUCACUGUGUUCACUACUACGACCUUCGCAACACUAAGCAGCCCAUCAUGGUGUUCAAAGGGCAUCGCAAGGCAGUGUCCUACGCCAAAUUCGUGAGCGGGGAAGAAAUCGUCUCUGCGUCAACAGACAGUCAGCUGAAGCUGUGGAACGUAGGGAAGCCUCACUGCUUGCGCUCCUUCAAGGGUCACAUCAAUGAGAAGAACUUUGUAGGGCUUGCGUCCAACGGAGACUACAUUGCCUGUGGAAGCGAAAAUAAUUCCCUGUACUUAUACUAUAAGGGCCUCUCAAAGACACUGCUGACAUUCAAGUUUGAUACAGUCAAAAGUGUCCUGGACAAGGACCGGAAAGAAGAUGACACAAAUGAGUUUGUGAGCGCCGUGUGCUGGAGGGCACUACCAGAUGGGGAGUCCAAUGUGCUGAUUGCUGCUAACAGUCAGGGUACAAUUAAGGUACUGGAGCUGGUAUGAAGGGUUUUCUCUCAAGGCAUGAGGUACUUGGUUCUGCUGAUAUGCUACAGUAUUCAUCUGGGAUCCUCAGCGGGACAAGAAACCAAAACCACCUUGAUAUUCCUCCCCAAACAUGAUGGUUUUGGGGAGGAAUAUCAAGGUGGUU
This is a messenger RNA of Pseudopipra pipra, 2297 nucleotides long. It is a transcript of the gene COP1, whose product is annotated as COP1 E3 ubiquitin ligase. Bases 44 to 2152 code for a protein of 702 amino acids. The transcript is spliced from 20 exons. NCBI's taxonomy places the organism in Eukaryota, Metazoa, Chordata, Aves, Passeriformes, Pipridae. The record is from RefSeq and is a predicted model, not a curated record. Gene Ontology annotation, molecular function: protein binding; ubiquitin protein ligase activity. Gene Ontology annotation, biological process: proteasome-mediated ubiquitin-dependent protein catabolic process.